Molecule: messenger RNA, 1278 nt
Organism: Cryptococcus wingfieldii CBS 7118
Lineage: Eukaryota; Fungi; Basidiomycota; Tremellomycetes; Tremellales; Cryptococcaceae
Exons: 3
Coding region: 1-1278 (425 amino acids)
Source: RefSeq, a predicted model, not a curated record
AUGGUCGGCACCAACUCAAAGCAAAACACAGGGGAAGAGGAGGGUCUGUUGAGUGGUGAUUGGACCGAGGGUUAUCGUAACCCAAACGUAAUAAUCACAGAUGGGCAGCGUGGCAACAAAAGAGAAAGGGGUGAAGUCGGGCGUGGCCUCAGAUCACAAGUCGCCGACUCUCAAGAUGACGAUAGAAAAGCAUACACUCCCGUCCAGGUCGACCCUCCCUCUCUCACUCCCGGCGCCCCCUCUGGCAGCGCCUACCCGCCUCCUGCUACUACCGAGCAGAUGAUCAGCCAAUGGGUCGAUGCCCAGGUCACCUACUCCGAGAUCUGGCCCUCUCGCCAGCGCGUCAUCUACGCCGUCCUAUCACUGUACUGCAUCAUCGCAGAGAUUGCUUCAGCGGUCACACUUGGGGAGUGGGGCUGGGGUGUGUUUCUCUUGUGGAUUGCUACCUCGCUGUUAUUCCUCUGGAGGCACCGCGGGGUCAUGAAGGGGAGAGCAGCAGCGCUAGAAUCUGUCAACCUUGUCGCCGAGAGGAUGCGUUCUUUGAUGUACACCGCUGAGGAGAGUCGGGAUAUCCAGAUCCUCGAAUUUUUGGAAAUUAAAUCUUUCCUCUCGAAGCUGAUACCGCACAAAACUGACCUUUCAUCAGACAAAUACAUCUCACCUCCACCUUUCUCACCGAUACCCCCAUCAAUAUUCCUUUUCGCCAACAACCACAAAUGUCAAUCUGACGCAGCAGUCGGAUUGGGCAUUUCCAUCUUACCCUUCUUCGCGGUCUUCACAUUCCAACUGGGCCUCAUAUUGGGCAAUCUUCAUGGAGAAGACGGCAUCGGGGUCGCUAUCAUCAUCGGUUUCAUUUCGGAACUUAUCCUCAUCUUUUCCUUGCUCCAAUACGUCUACCACGAUCCUCAUGGUCACCUGUGCGGAGGGCUGGACAAGGACGGGGCGAAGCUACAAUGGGCGUGGCACAAGAAGCACUUCCAAUGGUGGGGCACCAAGGCAGUCAAAGAUGUCUUGCAGCCGGACGCUAUCUCUUCGCUCAAGAAAGCUACCGCACCACACAACGAGUCAAACCCUUCAUCUUCUACCACCACCGCACCAGCUGGAUAUGUUUCGUCACUCUCCAUCGACGUACUACUGCAAGAGCUGCAAAAGAGGAUGGAAGACGGGAACGUCGUCGCCGAGCUUCAGAGAAGGAUGAACGAAGGCGAUGUGGCUCGGAGGGCUUACAUGGCGUUAUCUGGUACCAAUAGUAAUCAAUCUCCUCCCUCCUAUGUCUGA